AUGAUCGGUAUGAUCGCAUGCCUCGUGCGACAAUAUGCAAGGCCAGAAAGGACACAUCAGGUUCAUUGGGUAGAGGAGUGGCUUCAGCUGUCCAGCUGUGUCAUGCUGCUCCUCCAGGCCGUAGCUUUGGUAGCAGAAGAUCGAGUUAUUCGACGCUUCACGCUGGGAUGGAGCGGAAGUAUGUGUCAGGUCUUGGUGAUGAUCAUGCUAUCCAGUGAAUAUCUUUCUCUUUCCACGUCUACGACAUCCAUUUCCCAAUUGUACAGCGCUCUCGUCAUUACGCAAUAUGCAUCUGGAUUGAUUGCGUUUGUUUCCGGGCUGCUCUUACCUCGAAGACCAGAUGUGAUUCGAGAUGGACUCGAAGUCGAUCGACAAUACACCAGUUCGAUUAUCAGCAGGAUAUCAUUUGGAUGGGCGAGGAAAGUGAUCAACUUGACACGGAGGAGCAGGCGUAUCGAGUUUAUAGAUCUUCCACAACUGCGCUCCGCGAUUGAUGCCUCCUCUCUUCUCAGCGCCUUUCGCGCAACCCAGCCAUUGUCUUUGGACUCUUCUCCACUAUGGAAAAGACUCAUCAUGGCACAUCGAGCCACCCUUUUUCUCCAGCUGUUUCUCACCGUUUGCGGGUCAUUGUUGAGCUUCGGCCCGCAGCUGGCUUUGUUGGGCUUGCUCAACACGUUGGAGAGUCAGGGUUCCCACGCUUCUCUCGGGCUUUGGGCACUGUGCCUCGGUACUACAACUAUGAUAGCUUCCAUAUCCGACUCAUUAACCUAUUGGUUAUCCUUCAAUGUCAUUCCUACUCGUGUAUAUGGUCAACUGUGGGCGGUCAUCUUCGAUAAAACCUUACGCAAAAAGCAUACACGGGGCUAUAAGCCAGUCAAUGAUAAUGAUUCUAACGAAACAGAAUCACCCAGUGAAAAUAUCAUUAGCAUCGCCUCCAUUGAUGUUCAACGGGUGGUGGACUGUACCACUCUUCUGUAUGCCCUAUACGAAGCUCCCAUCAAAUUUUCUAUCUCCGGUAUUCUCAUCGCUCGACUGCUCGGUUGGCAAAGCUUACUGCUCGGUUUAAUCAGUCUCGUCGUGGUUAUGCCCGUAAAUUGCUUCUUCGGACAAAGAUACCGGAGGAAUCAGGCCAGCCUACUACAGUCUCGAGAUAUGAGAAUGGAGGUCUUGUCCGAAGCGUUGGAAGGAAUCCGACAGAUUAAAAUGUCUGCAUCAGAGCAUCACUGGGAGGGUCGAAUCAACGGGCUCCGUGACAGUGAGAUGGUUACUCUCGAGGCAUCAUGGUUCUGGCAGAUCCUGAUCUUCUCAUACUUUAAUAUUUGCCCCAUCGUAGUGUCUAGUGUCGCGCUGGCUACUUAUAUGCUUCGAGCCGAGAAUCCAUCUGGUUCGGUCAUCUUCACUUCUCUAUCUACAUUUGCAGCCAUCGAGGCAACCUUGACUAUGUUCCCUCAGACCCUUAUCAACUGUCUCAACACCCGUCUCAGUCUGGAUCGCAUAGUCCAGUACCUUGAAUCUCCCGAGAGACAUGAUAUCUCCCUGCCGUCUGACCGCGUCUCCUUUGAGCAAGCGACUAUUUCAUGGACAAGCCCAUCAUCUUCUUCAAUGGCUAAUCUGUUCGCUCUCAGAAAUACCAGUCUCUCUUUCCCCCCGGGGCAACUCAGUAUCAUAUCUGGAAGCACUGGCUCUGGAAAAAGCCUACUCCUUGCUGCCAUUCUGGGCGAAUGUGAGAUUUUGUCUGGCAUAGUUCGCGCUCCUAAACCGAAGAUUGAUAUCUCCCCUGCAAAUAUGAAACCCGGAGACCCCUGGAUUCUUGACUCGGCUAUUGCUUUUGUUCCCCAAUCUCCAUGGAUUGAGAAUGGUACAGUUCGCAGCAACAUCCUUCUUGGUUUGCCCUAUAAUGAAACGAGAUACUGGCAGGUUCUAGAUUCAUGUGCUCUCACCAAAGACCUGCAAACACUGGUAGAUGGUGAUCAUACUGAAAUUGGCCCCAAAGGAGUCAAUCUAAGUGGUGGUCAGAAAUGGCGGAUCGCAUUGGCACGGGCGUUGUAUUCCCGUGCAGACAUCCUGGUCAUCGAUGAUAUCUUUAGUGCUGUUGAUGCCUACACAGCACGGCAUCUCUGCGACCACGCUCUCACAGGGCCGAUAGUCAGCUCUCGAACACGCAUCCUGGCAACACAUCAUCUGCAUCUAUGUAUAUCGCAUGCUGCCUACAUGGUCCACAUUGAAAACGGCAAGAUGACAGGUGUAGAUGGUAGCUAUGUAAUGAAGGACAAAAUCGAGCAGGAGGCACAUGGUCAGGGUGCCCAGGAUGAUGAGAUGGAAGGAUUCAACCCCGUGUCGCUCGAAGAAACUGCUACACCGCAGCAUACUCGUGCAUUCGUGACACAAGAAGAACGAGAACAAGGGAGCAUUAAAUGGAGCACAUACAAGGCAUACGUAGACAACACUGGGGGUAUUCGCUAUCUCUUUUCUGUUUUACUUGCCUAUAUGGCCUAUGGCUUUUUCACUCUGGAACGGGCAAGUUUUUGGUGGAUUGGCCAACAACCUCAUACAAGUAGGGAUAAUGCCAGCGCACAGCAGCAAGUAAGAACUAAAUCAGUUGACACACAAGUCCUACAGUUCUUGCUUGUCUACGUCGCAUUGUCUUUAAUGGCUUGUGUGGUCAGCUUGUGUAUCAAUUUCAUGGUCUUUUCUUCCGCUCUCCGGGCUUCUAAGGCACUUUUUCGACAGUUCCUUCAUGCUGCCUUGCGCAGUCCUUUGCGAUGGCUAGAUACGAUGCCAUUGGGCCGUAUCAUGAACCGAUUCUCGGCCGAUAUCAAUACCCUUGACUCGCGACUGGGUCUCAUCAUACGCAAUAUUGUUUCGAAUAUAGUUGAUGCCAUCACUAUUCUAGCUGCUGGGAUGGCAGUCAAUUUACAAAUCCUGGGGCUUGCCAUGGUUUUGCUGCCGUUUUGUAUCCAUUUCGCUCAUCAAUAUCUUACCGCCACUCGCGAGCUCAAGCGUUUGCAAAGCGUCGCCCUCAGUCCUAUCAUCGAACAGUUCAACUCCGUAAUGAGCGGUCUUCCUAUCAUUCGGGCGUUCAAUGUUUCCCAUCUAUAUUUGGACCAAAUGCUCGUAAGGAUCGACUGCUAUACUCGGGCGAACUGGCACGUCUGGCUUCUUGUGAGAUGGCUCAGCUUCCGGAUGAGCACCAUCAGCGCCAUAUUCACUUCUCUUUCAGCGGUCAUUAUUGUAUACAGUCCUGGCAUGACGGCAGCUAAGGCUGGGUUUGCCAUGUCAUUUGCUAUGAGAGUGGCCAGGGUCAUUCUUCAGAUUACCCAGGGGUAUGGGAAUACGCAAAUGUCCAUGAACAGCAUUGAGCGAUUAACGGCGUAUGCGAACAUGGAAGGUGAAGUCUAUGAAGGUCUUACGCCUCCACCCUCCUGGCCAACACACGGCCAUCUGAACAUAUCCGACCUUGUCGUCAGCUAUGCGCCGGAUCUGCCGCCUGUUCUGAAGGGGAUAACCUUCGAGGUACGCUCUCGCCAGCGUGUGGGAAUCGUGGGCAGAACCGGAUCAGGAAAAUCAUCUCUCGUGCUGUCCCUGUUCCGUGUUCUGGAGGCCGACCAAGGUAGUAUUUCCUUGGAUGGAAGGGACAUCUCGACGAUUGCUUUACAACAACUCCGCAGUCGCAUCAGUAUCAUUCCGCAGGACCCAGUUUUGUUCUCCGGAACGCUGCGCUACAACUUGGAUCCCUUCGACAAGCAUAGUGAUUCCGACCUAGUCGACACUCUGGUGCGUGUGCAUUGGAUGAGCAGACCAAUUACUGAACUCUCGAAAUCCAAACCACCCCAUGAGCCAGUUGCUUCCAACAGUCUUCCAUCCGAGGCAUCGAGUCGACCAAUGAGUCCAGAAAGCGAGGAUACUCAUACCGUCAUCUCCGACCAACAAUCUAUCUGUUCUCUACUGGAAACAUUUAUUGCCCCGGGGGGAACCAACCUCUCUCAAGGCCAGCGACAGAAGAUCUGCCUCGCUCGCGCCAUUCUCUCACGACCCAAACUGCUUAUCCUGGACGAAGCAACAUCUGCCAUCGACAAAGCAACCGAUGCGUUGAUUCAGGAUUCGAUCCGAACAUAUCUGACCGAGAACUCCACCACAUUCUUGGUCAUCGCCCAUCGCAUCAGUACCAUUGCUGACUUUGAUAAGAUUAUCGUCUUGGAUCAGGGAGAGGUGAUUGAGAGCGGUACCCCGGAGGAACUGGCCUGCAGGGCUGGGGGGUACUUUCGUAAACUGCUUGAAGAGAGUACGGAAAGAACUCUACUCCAUGACUUGAUCCAAGCAUAA
Aspergillus tanneri is the source of this 4323-nucleotide messenger RNA. RefSeq lists its product as uncharacterized. The transcript is spliced from 4 exons. Lineage: Eukaryota; Fungi; Ascomycota; Eurotiomycetes; Eurotiales; Aspergillaceae. Gene Ontology annotation, biological process: transmembrane transport. The record is from RefSeq and is a predicted model, not a curated record. Gene Ontology annotation, molecular function: ABC-type transporter activity; ATP binding; ATP hydrolysis activity. Gene Ontology annotation, cellular component: membrane. Bases 1 to 4323 code for a protein of 1440 amino acids.